Rana temporaria (common frog) is the source of this 1642-nucleotide messenger RNA. RefSeq names its product oocyte zinc finger protein XlCOF22-like. Gene Ontology annotation, molecular function: RNA polymerase II cis-regulatory region sequence-specific DNA binding; DNA-binding transcription factor activity, RNA polymerase II-specific. Lineage: Eukaryota; Metazoa; Chordata; Amphibia; Anura; Ranidae. The transcript is spliced from 5 exons. Gene Ontology annotation, biological process: regulation of transcription by RNA polymerase II. The coding region runs from base 1 to 1587 and encodes 528 amino acids. The record is from RefSeq and is a predicted model, not a curated record.
AUGGCGGCCGCCGGGCACGCGCAUCAGGUCCCCGAUAAAGUCACCACCUAUAUUAUUCUUUUAUCGGGUGAUAACCAGACUGUCAAAGCUGAAGAUGAAGCUGAGAUGCCUGUGAAGAUGCUUAAGGAGGAAGAAAUUCCUACAGAGAUCAGCCCAGACCUCGGAGCCACCAGAGCUACUCAGAGAGACAUCAAAGCUGAGGAGGAGGAAGAAGGACGUGUGAGGAUUAAAGAGGAGGAAAUUCCUAUACAGAUCGGCACAGACCCCGGAGCCAUGAGAGCCAUUCAGGGAAAUGUAAAAGCUGAGGGGGAGGAAGAAGGACACGUGAGGAUUAAAGAGGAGGAAGUUCCUGUUGAGAUUGGCACAGAUGGACAAUACAUCAAGAAUGAAAUGGCGAUACAUCCCAUAAAGUUCAUCACAUCCAGUUCUCUAGGAGGAGAUCCCAUUACCGUAAAUCCCCAUUCAGUCCUUCCUAGCAAUGAUGCGUUGUCUGACCCUCCUACCCCUGGGGGCAGUAUUCCCGAUCACUUGCCUCCCACCACCCAUCAUACAGACCAUAGAGAAGAAGAAAAGUUCCCAUGUUACAUGUGUGGGAAAUGUUUUACAAGAAAGGAAACUCUCACCGUACACCAAAGAUCUUACACGGGUGAAAGGCCGUGUUCUGUGUGCGGAAAAUGUUUUCUUCGGAAAUUGUGUUUAAUUAAUGAAGAAAAAACACCUACUGGAGAGAAGCCAUAUUCCUGUUCAGAGUGCGGAAAAUGUUUCAGCCAGAAGUCGAGUCUUAAUUACCACAUACGGGUUCACAUAGGCGUGAAGCCGUUUUCUUGUUCCUAUUGUGAUAAAUGCUUUACCACAAAUGCCCGUCUUCUCCAACAUCAAAGAACUCACACGGGGGAGAAGCCAUUUGCGUGUUCAGAAUGCGGGAAAUUUUUUACUUCCAGUUCAGCUCUUUUCCAUCACAAGAGAAGUCACACUGGCGUUAGACCGUAUUCAUGUUCAGAGUGCGGGAAAUGUUUUACCGAGAGUUCGGCUCUUGUGAAACACCAGAGAACGCACACUGGGGUGAAGCCAUAUUCAUGUACGGAAUGCGAGAAAUGUUUCACUUCGCAUUCAGGGCUUGUCAAUCACAUGAGAACUCACACAGGGGAGAAGCCGUAUUCCUGUUUAGAGUGCGGGAAAUGUUUUACUGCGCCAUCGGCUCUUUUUUAUCACCAGAGGACUCACACUGGAGAAAAGCCGUAUUCGUGUUCGGAAUGCGGGAAAUGUUUUACUGAAAGCUCGGCUCUUAUUAAUCACCAAAGGACUCACACGGGGGAGAAGCCGUAUUCCUGUUCGGAAUGUGGGAAAUGUUUUACUACGAGUUCAGCUCUUGUUGAUCACAAGAGAAUUCACACGGGGGAGAAGCCGUAUUCGUGUUCAGAGUGCGGGAAGUGUUUUACUAUGCGCUCGGCUUAUGUUUAUCACAGGAAAACUCACAAGGGCGAGAAGCCGCAUUCAUGUUUGCAGUGCGGGAAAACUUUUUCGGAGAAGAAAAAUCUCCUUUUGCAUCAGAGAAAUCACACUGGGCAGAAGCCCUAUUUUUCAUAAAAGGUUAUUGUGCAGUACCAGUUCAAAAAAUAAAAAAUCACUUGCAUCCUCUGAA